CCUCUGAGUGAUCGCCACCGUCCGAUGAGAACCCAGCGCUGCCCUGCUUUUGUUCGUCGCCGAGAGGAUCCGCAGGCGGAGGAUGGCCAAGUGAGCUUGCCAGUGCCUCGUGACCCUCCCUCCGUCAGCAGGACUCAACUGUGGGGAGCACCUGAGAGCGAGCGAGAGACAGACAGAAAGAGACGGAGGAGAAGAAGAAGAGGAAGAGGAAGAGCCGAGACACGCAAAGAGAGAACGCUGUGCCAGAAUGGCCGACCCCAUCAUGGAUCUGUUUGACGACCCCGGCCUGUUUGCCGAGGGCUUGGAGUCGCUGACGGAUGGCUCCAUUGCUGACCACCUGGACCUGGGCGAUGGCUUCGAGCCCCUGGAGCCUGCAUCCGAGCUCAGCAAGGUUCACCCGUUCGACGGGCUGCCUCCGUUUCCCACCCCAGCCACUGCUGCCCAGGAUGGAGGCCAGGCUGAGCAGCACCAACCCCACACCCCCUAUGCCAUCUUCUCUGCCCUCAAAUCACCCGGCCAGAGCCCCCUGUGGGGGCAGGCCGAGGGCGGGGGAGACGCUGCUGGAGGAGGAGGAGGAGUGGGGGGAGGAGUCGGCCUGUCUCCUGCCCCUCCAGCCACUCAUGAACCUGAGUAUUUGGCUCACCACGACUACGCUCUGCAGCAGGCUGAGCGCCAACCUCCCGAACCAGCCUCUGUGCCCGCUUCCGACCCCCCUCCUGCGCUUGACCCCUUCGGCAAGGACCAGGGGGCACUGAGCCAGGGGAACCCCUUCAUGGGGGCACAGGCCUGCCCCCCAGCACCUGCAGCGGAGGUCCCGGACCCACUCCGGGCACCUUCCUCCGAUUCGACGCCCCCAUCCUCCUCCUCGUCCUCCUCCUCUUCGUCCUCCAGCACCGUCACCACCUCCCAGUACAGCGUCCGCUACUCCCUGCCCGGCCAGACCAUUCCCAACGGAGAGGUGGUCGUUCCAGCCACGGCUGUGCUGGCUAGCUCCCAGGGUGUCUCCUACAGCACCGCCGCUCCCGUUCCCACUCCAGCCAAUGGAUCAGCUGGAGCACCUCCCCUCAGCCCGCUGGUGCUCCAACCGGUAGCAGCGCAGCCGGGGCACGGGGGCCUGACUACCGCAACGCUGUCUGCUGCUGUGAAACCCAAUGUGACCAUUGCACCGUCGCCAGCCGCACAGGGGGACCCGAAGCGGAUUACUCUGGUCCUGCAGCAGCCGGCAGGAUCGAACCAGUCCAGCCCGCGCCACGUGAUGAUGAGGACCCUCCCGGGCAAGAUCCUGAUCCAGGGGCAGCAGAUCACGGCGCUGGCUCACGGCCAGGGGGCAAAGGGGCUGCCGGGCCAGGCUGGCAAAGUGGUAACCAUCCAACUGCAGCUGCAGAGCCCCCAGCAGAAGCUGCAGCCGUGCCAGAUGAUCCUGCAACAGCAGCCAGUGACGGUGGCUGCUAGCCAACGGCCCCCGGCCCAGCAACAAGCCCAGGGCCAGGGCCAGGCCCAGCAGCUCCAAGCAGUACCAGGUCAGGUUGUCGCACAGGCCCAG
Molecule: messenger RNA, 1543 nt
Organism: Rhincodon typus (whale shark)
Lineage: Eukaryota; Metazoa; Chordata; Chondrichthyes; Orectolobiformes; Rhincodontidae
Product: chromodomain-helicase-DNA-binding protein 8-like
Exons: 2
Source: RefSeq, a predicted model, not a curated record